AUGCCCAAAGUGCGCAUUUCUUCCGUUUUGAAGCAUUCCCCCCAACCACAUCCACCCAUCCAGCCAUCCACUUGCGACUCAGCCCUGUCAACCAACGACCAUCCGCUUCUCUCCAGACUCAGCACGCGGCUGUAUCCCAUACCCACAGUCGAAUUCUCUUCCCUCGCACAAAAGACAGACACAAUGUCGGCACGCGAAGAGGAAGUGUCGCUCUCGGAGCCUGGCACCAGCGAGCUCGCAUCGCUCGACAACAACCACACCAGCGAAACAUCCGCUGCGGAAGGUGGAGAGACGACGGCCAUGACGGACGAGGAUGCCGAGAUCGAGGCGAUGAAGCAGCGCGUAGCCGAAAUGGAGGCGGAGGCGGCCAAGCUGCGUGAGCUGCAACAAGCUGCGGGCGAAGCGGGCGGCGCCGGACUGCACCCUAGCGAAGAGGAGAGGGAGGAGGUGGACUCGAGGAGCAUCUACGUCGGCAACGUCGACUACGGCGCCACACCGGAGGAGCUGCAACAACAUUUCCAGAGCUGCGGCACCAUCAACCGCGUCACGAUCCUGUGCGACAAGUUUACGGGGCAUCCCAAGGGCUACGCGUACGUCGAGUUUGCCGAUCCGUCGCUGGUGGCGAAUGCGAUGGUGCUCAACGAGUCGCUCUUCCGUGGCAGGCUCAUCAAGGUCACCGCCAAGCGCACAAAUAUGCCCGGCCUCGCGGCGCGCGGGCGCGGCAGGGGGCGCGGUCGUGGCCGUCCCUUCCGUGGGCGAGGGCGCGGCCGUGGACGCGGAUACUACUACUAG
Molecule: messenger RNA, 792 nt
Organism: Moesziomyces antarcticus
Lineage: Eukaryota; Fungi; Basidiomycota; Ustilaginomycetes; Ustilaginales; Ustilaginaceae
Product: RNP domain protein
Exons: 1
Coding region: 1-792 (263 amino acids)
Molecular function (GO): RNA binding
Source: RefSeq, a predicted model, not a curated record